Molecule: messenger RNA, 1231 nt
Organism: Hyaena hyaena (striped hyena)
Lineage: Eukaryota; Metazoa; Chordata; Mammalia; Carnivora; Hyaenidae
Gene: NAT14
Product: N-acetyltransferase 14 (putative)
Exons: 1
Coding region: 1-672 (223 amino acids)
Molecular function (GO): N-acetyltransferase activity
Source: RefSeq, a predicted model, not a curated record
AUGCUUGGACGCAGGGCGCCUGCCCAUCUGGGAGCCCGUCCGGGCACUGUCCGUUCCCUCUCUUCUUCCCGGGUUUCUCUCGCCACCGGGGCCCCCUCCUCUGACUGCUCCUUCUGCCCACAGGCUGGAGUGAAGGACACAGAGAACCGUGUGGCCCUGCAUGCCCUGACGCGGCCGCCAGCCCUGCUCCUCCUGGCUGCGGCCAGCAGCGGCCUGCGCUUCGUGCUGGCUUCCUUCGCCCUGGCCCUUCUGCUGCCCGUGUUCCUGGCCGUGGCAGCCAUGAAGCUGGGCCUGCGGGCCCGAUGGGGCUCACUGCCCCCACCGGGAGGCCUGGGGGGCCCCUGGGUGGCAGUGCGCAGCUCGGGUGACGUGUGUGGGGUGCUGGCCCUUGCCCCAGGCUCCGGUGCUGGGGACGGGGCCCGGGUCACCCGCCUCUCCGUCUCCCGCUGGCACCGCCGCCGAGGUGUGGGCAGGCGGCUGCUGGCCUUUGCUGAAUCCCGGGCUCGGGCCUGGGCGGGAGGCAUGGGGGAGCCCCGGGCCCGGCUCGUGGUCCCAGUGGCUGUGGCAGCUUGGGGCGUGGCGGGGAUGCUGGAGGGGUGCGGCUACCAGGCUGAGGGCAGCUGGGGCUGCAUGGGCUACACGCUCGUAAGAGAGUUCAGCAAGGACCUGUGACUGGACCCGGCCGGGAGGGAGAGCCCGUAGCGAGCACUUACUGUGUGCAGGUCCUCCCUCUGUGAACCCCCAGCCCUCCGGGGGCCCACAAACAGGCCUGCAGAGGGCGAGCGGCCCCACUGCAGGCUGGUGUCUGUCUGUAGCGCGUGAACCUCUCAGAGAGGUCAGCCUGUCCGGGGUUCGUGUGCGGUCUUGCCCGCAGAGGCCGCACCAUUUGUGGUGCGGGCCUGGCAGAGACGUGCGGGGAAGAGGGGGCCUGACGAGUGUGGCUACCUCUGUGGGCUAAGACUUGGGGCGGGGGCACCCCAAAUGGGGGACACGGCCCUCCUGGGAACGGGGUGGAGUGCAAUGACUGGAGGGGAUGAACAGAGCCUCUGCAGGGGAGGGUCAUGGCUCAGAGAGGCCCUGGCGAGGACGGGGUGGGUGCAGGGUGGGCGCGGGGUGGGCCCAGGGCAGCCCAGGGUAGGCCCCUCCCGGGAAGGUGAGCUGAGAGGAGCGGCCAGACCCAUCUGGUUUUUUACACCCGAUUGUUAAUAAAGCCUGGUCUCGCUCUCUCUGA